Trichomycterus rosablanca is the source of this 3212-nucleotide messenger RNA. It is a transcript of the gene haspin, whose product is annotated as histone H3 associated protein kinase. Gene Ontology annotation, cellular component: cytoplasm; nucleus. Gene Ontology annotation, biological process: mitotic cell cycle; intracellular signal transduction; protein phosphorylation. The coding region runs from base 122 to 3076 and encodes 984 amino acids. The transcript is spliced from 17 exons. The record is from RefSeq and is a predicted model, not a curated record. Gene Ontology annotation, molecular function: ATP binding; histone H3T3 kinase activity. Lineage: Eukaryota; Metazoa; Chordata; Actinopteri; Siluriformes; Trichomycteridae.
AGCUAUGCUAAGAUGCUAAGAUGCUAAGAUGCUAAUAUGAUUGAAAAAGUAUUUUCUUAAUAAAACGUUAUAAUCUAUUAAAACAAAAGCGCUUCUGAGGAACGUUUGAAGAGAACUGAAGAUGAGCGCCUUCGGUCAGAACGGGCCGGUGUUUUUAAGAACCUAUGGCAAACAGAAGCGCAAAGUGGAACAGUGGUUCUCUCCGGACGUGAGAAAGAAAGCCUUUUCCUUCUCCACCACGCCCUCGUCCGACCCGUCCAUCGCGGAGUUCGACCGUCCGACGGAACGGCGAAGCAAAGUGAAGAAGGCUUCGGCUGAAUCCAGGACCCUGCGUCUGGCUAAGCAGCGGGCGCUGAAUGCCUUGAAGGAGCUGGACAGCGACGAGGAGAAUUCUUUCGUUCCGGCUCCCUCCGCCAGGAGGAAGACGUGCGCCAGACCGGUCAGGAAGGCCGCGGCCGCCAAGAAGGCGUUGGACGUGAGCGGUUUGAGCACCGGCGGCGAGGAACGGGCCGGCCGGCGCGCGACGAAGGCCAGAAAGCUCGUUCUGAGCAGCAGCAGCAAUGGAAAUAACUCGUCUGGGACGCAAAAGCGUACAGAGCCGAGAUCGUCCACCGCGGCGCCCUCGCUCGGCAGAUUCGUUACUCAGCGCAAGAGAGCACAGAACACCCAGCCUGAGAAGCGAACCCAUAACCCUCUGUUCGGAGUCCCGAGUCCCGCCUGGGUCGCCCCCUCGCGGUCCGACCGCCUCACGAGACGCGAGACCCGGAAGCAGAACGUCGAGGCCCCGCCCUCCGUCUCCUCACUCAGCUCCCUCGACGGCAGUUCGGGCGGCGUGCUGAACGGCGGCGAGGAGUGGGCGGAGUCCUGCAAGCACCCCCUGCUGUGCAGCACCCCGUCCGUGGGCGAGAGGCGGAGCCCGAGCCGCCACGAGCCCUCCGUCAUCGAGAUCUCGUCCUUCAGCUGCGACGAAUCGAGGAACGGAGGCGACGCCAGGGCGUCGGUCAGGGCGUCGGUCAGGGCACCGAGUACGUGGAGGUCGAGCCUGGCGCGGGAAGCUUCCAUACGAAACCACGAGACGGAACGAUCAGAGCCGGGUGGAAACGCGCAGAAGGACGACGAGGACGCUCGGAUGCACCUCGACUCUCAGACGGAGACGCCGAAAGAGAGGUGUCCUUCGGUCAGUGGUGUCGUCUCGCAGGAAGAACCGGACAUCAUAAACACGACCUCCGAACGAGCUGCGGAUAAGCAUCGGGAACCGCAGAACCCGUCCUGGUCCAACUCGGAGCUGGUCGAGAGGUCCACCCCUUCCAGCCCAAGCGGACGAACCUACCAAACGGCAUUAGAGGCGUCCACCGACGCUGCGUCCGACUCCCGCUUCAAACCUCUCUAUCUGAGCUCGUCGUCCUUUCCCUCGCCUCUCCCGGCUCCUCCUCGGGCGCUGAUCGACCGCCUUAAAAUCGAGUGCCUGUCCUCCUGCCUGGCCGUCCGCCUCCGACCUCUGAGCCCGAGCGUCCUCCGCGAGGACGAGUCGGCCAGGGAGCCGGACGAGGUACCGGUCAAACCCCCCGCCCUGCAGGCCGCGCCCAAAGAGCGCACGGGUCCCGGGACCAGCCGGAGGGCGUGCGUGAGCGGCCCGAGCGCCAGCCGGUGGUCCAGGCGGGGGGCGGGCCAGCGGGACGGGAGAGCCGACGAGAGCACCUCUCUGAACUACCUCCUGCCGGCCGGGGUCGACACGGACGCCGGGGCUUCCGUAUGCGGCUGGCUGCAGGACAGCAGGGUGCUCGGCCUCCCCGUGACCCCUCUCCGGGCGGAACAGCUCAACCUGUCCUCCAUCCUGGCCAACUUCAGCCCGGACGCGCUGACCACGCACAGCUGGGGGCGGCUCAAAGCCGCGCUCUCCGUCCACAAGAAGAAGACAGCGAUCCCGACCCCGCGCCGGCUGGCCCUGUCCGAUCUGGCGUCUCCGGGGGCGAUGGACGCCAGUCUGGAGCUCUUCGACGCCUCCGUCCCGGUCGCAGCCUCUCGUCGCCCGUCCACGACGUUCCACGACGGAGACCUGAGCGACGGCGAGAAGGUGUACCACGAGUGCCAGCAGGACGGCCCGCUCUCGUUCCAGGACUGCAUCCCGCCGGAACGCCUGAGGAAGAUCGGAGAGGGGACGUUCGGGGAGGUCUUCUCCACGCUGGACGCCUCCGGUCGAACCGUGGCUCUCAAAAUCAUUCCGGUAGAAGGUCGGCACAUGGUCAACGGAGAGGCGCAGAAAAGCUUCGGCGAAAUUCUACAUGAAAUCAUCAUCUCCAAGGAACUGAGCAUGCUGGACUGCAAGGAGGACAACCAGACCGACGGGUUCAUCGGCCUUAACGACCUUCACUGUGUGCGCGGGCGCUACCCUGACGCCCUGCUCAGCGCCUGGGACCGGUUCCACCAGGAGAAGGAAUCUGAGAACGACAGACCCGAUUUCUUCAGCGAGGAGCAGCUCUUCGUCAUCCUGGAGUUCGAGUUCGGGGGCAGCGAUCUGGAGAACAUGAGUGGAAAGCUGUCGUCUUUAGCUCAGGCUAAAAGCAUCCUACACCAGGUCACUGCAGCGCUGGCCGUGGCCGAACAGGCUCUGUGCUUCGAACACAGAGAUCUGCACUGGGGAAACGUCCUGGUGAGAACCACCAAGGAGAAGCGGAACCGGUUCGUCCUGAGCGGCGCCGAGCGCUGGGUGGAGACCCGCGGCGUCCACGUCAACAUCAUAGACUACUCGCUGUCGCGCCUGGAGAUCGACGGACUCACGGUGUCGUGCGAUAUAUCGAACGACCAGGAGCUGUUCAUGGGUCAGGGCGAUUAUCAGUUCGAGAUCUACCGGCUGAUGAAGAAGGAGAACGGUAACUGCUGGGCUGAUUAUAACCCCCACUCUAACGUGUUAUGGCUGCACUAUCUGGCGGACAAGCUGCUGUCCAUGAAGUACAAGAGCAAGCCGCAGACGGGUCAGCAGAGAGCCAUGAAGAGCAGCCUGAAGUCCUUUCAGCUGGACCUACUCCAGUACGGCUCGGCCACGGACGCGCUCACACACUGCACUCUGUUCAAGUGAACACACACACACACACACACACACACACACACGGUGCGUUUUAUACAGAAGCCUGGGGACGGUUGAUCACUGUACGAACUCUGAGCGAUUUUUGUACGAAGAUUUGAGUAGCGAAUAAAGAACGUUUCUUCUCACA